Micropterus salmoides (largemouth bass) is the source of this 3166-nucleotide messenger RNA. RefSeq names its product bone morphogenetic protein 16 (gene bmp16). Lineage: Eukaryota; Metazoa; Chordata; Actinopteri; Centrarchiformes; Centrarchidae. Gene Ontology annotation, cellular component: extracellular region. The transcript has 3 exons. Gene Ontology annotation, molecular function: cytokine activity; growth factor activity. The record is from RefSeq and is a predicted model, not a curated record. Bases 284 to 1696 code for a protein of 470 amino acids. Gene Ontology annotation, biological process: BMP signaling pathway; SMAD protein signal transduction.
AGCUGAGCGAGGGAGCAGAGAGAGGGGAGUAAAACAUGGAGGGAGCAGCAUUAACUACAGUCAAUUUACACAGCAGACACAGGAGAGACAGGCACUGGUUACUUUGAGAGAGGUAAAAAAAAAAAAAAAGAGAGAGAGAAGACAAGAGAGAGAAAAAAGGCAAACAGUCCACUUUGUCCAUUCUGUCCAAAGGAGCGGGAGCGAGAGCCGAGGGAUCGUAACACUGGAGCUCAAGGAUAAACCAUGGACUCUGCAUACAUCCCACCACACCUGGACGUCCACCAUGUUCCCUGCUAACCUCCUGCUCCUCAUGGUCCUGCUGCUACCUCAAGCCUCGUCUGGUCACCAGGGUGAAGACACCAGUAAGAUCGACCAUGACAGGGUGUCUCCGAUGCCUUCCUCCUUGUCUCUCCCACCGGCUGGUUCCCUCCUGAAGCCCAGUCUGGCUCAGACCAUCCAAAGUCUCCUCCUGAGUCGACUGGGCCUGCAGUCACAGCCCAACCCACGGCCUGGAGUGCCGGUGCCCCGGUACCUCCUGGAUCUUUACCGCUUUCACCAGCAGCAGUACCAUCUAGUCGAGGACCCUUUAUUUAGCUUCCCCAGCCAUCACAUCCAGCAGGCUAACACCGUACGCAGCUUUCACCACAAUGAGCCCCUUGGAGACGGUCCCAUAGCAGAGGAUCGUAAGAGGGUGCACAUCUCCUUCAAUAUUUCCUCCAUCCCUCAGGAUGAGAGGGUGCUCUCUGCUGAGCUUCGUCUCCUCCGCAGUGAAAGAGCCUCCCUGGGCCCAGGAGCCCACAGACUAAACCUAUACCUCUCUGAGCACCAUGAGGACCCUGAGCCCACUCUGCUGGAGACAAGGUUACUCACCACUGGCCUCCACAGUCAUAAAGCAAGUGGUUUCUGGGAGGCUUUUAGCCUAAAUACAGAGCUCCUCCAUCAGGCCUUUGCUGGGACUGGCAGCCUUGGCUUCCUCCUGGAAGUCAGACCUGAGAACAGCACCACCUCACUCCCUGAACAGGAAGAGAAACACAAAGAAGAACACCUGAGGGUGCGCAGGUCCGUGGGUCAGGAUGAGCACAGCUGGGCUCAGGAGAGACCCCUCUUGGUGACUUACAGUCAUGACGGGCGUGGAGAGCCUUUAGUCAAACAUGGCAGGAGGACCCCCGGUGGUGGCCAGAGGAUGAGAGGGAGAAAAGGGACAAUAGAGAGGGCCAGGAGCAGCAGCAAGGGCCGCAAUAGAGACCAAGCCUGGGGGAGGGCCAAAAAAAUGGGGUAUACAGCGCCAGGCUGGGGGGGUGAUAAAGGUGGGCUCAACUGGAGUGAAAGUGGAAGAGUGAAAAGAAAUAAUGGCCGUGCUGCGAAACUGAAACGCCUUUCCCGCAACAGAUGUCGCCGUCAUCCUCUAUAUGUAGAUUUCAACGAUGUGGGCUGGCACAAGUGGAUCAUUGCACCCAGCGGCUACGACGCCUUCUUCUGCCUGGGAGAGUGUCGCUUUCCUCUGGCCGACCACAUGAACUCCUCUAGCCACGCCAUGGUGCAAACUCUGGUAAACUCAGUGAAUGGAGCAGUACCCCGAGCCUGUUGCGUCCCCACCUCCCUCAGCCCCAUUGCCCUGCUCUACCUGGAUCCUCAAGACAGAGUGGUGCUGAAGAAUUACCAAGACAUGGUGGUGGAGGGCUGCGGCUGCCGGUAGUGGGCCAGUGCACUCAUGCAGAGAAAGCCAGACAUGGAUGAAGGAGCAUCGAGGGAAUAGGAGAAAGACAGAAGCAUGAAAUGGCAGAUGGUGGGAAGAAGAUACUGUAGAAGCUAGCUAACUGCAAACAGACAUAAAGACUGAUACAGACAAAUGUAGCAGCAUAAGAAGGAUGAGCGGAGAGGGGGGAGAUAAGGGAAUGUAUACAGCAGCUAAAUCAUCAUUAUCAGGAGCAGGAAAAAAGACAUAGAGAAAGAAAAAUAGUAAGAGAAACAGACACAGGCAGGAUAAAUGAUUAAACAAUAAGAAAGAGGAAGACAUGCAAGCAGAAAUGUGGUCAACACAAGAAAACUGCCAGGAAUUACUUUUCACGUUUUCCCAUUUAGCGAUGACGCAACUGUGCACACUGAGGGGCCCUCACAUGAGAAGCCAGUUCUUUAACAUCAGAGCAUGUCUAUUCUGUAUUCCAGUGUUUGCCACUCAUCUCACUCUCAUGCGAUUGUCUGACAAGCAGUUGUGUUCAGCGCAGGCAGUCGUGGACAUACAUUUUAAGCUCUGGAGCAGAAAUCUGUAGCUUCCUGACGGACUCACUGAUGAUCAGCAGCAUUAGCAAUACGACGAUGGCAUCUAAACGUUGUGUGACAGUGUUGUUUCUGCAAUAUUUGACCCAAGGAGUAGGGUGCAUCCGUUUUUUAUGAACGUUGAUGUAAUGACUGUCGCUUACAAGCACCCCUACAUCACAAGCUAUUUAAAACCACAACAAUAAUGCUGAGGAACUAUUAUGCUAUUGUUUGAAUGUACUACUAUCACUAUUAUUUAAAAAAAGAGAGACUUUUUUUGUACAUUUCUUUUGCAGACGUGAAGAAAAUCCAAGUGAUAGGGUUGUCUUGUGAUUCUACGUAAUUCCACUGAAUGGCGAUUCUAACUUAAAAGACACAUUAUGUAUUUAAAUAACAGCAAUAUGGUGUAUUUAAUCUUGAAAGUAUUUAAGAUACCUGCACUCAGCAGUGCAUACAGCAGACUGAAAGCCUGCUGUCCACAUGAAGUAAGUUAUGGUAGCUUUACAUCCAUACAAAUGUUCAAUGUAUUGAAUUAACAGUAUGUGUUACUUAAACUUCCCACCUUAUCAUUGCACACAUUUUGGUGUACAACACAUGAUAGCAGACAUAAGUGGUGUUGCCUUUAAAAGCUCAACUAACAAGUCAAUUGAAAGCUCUAUGUAUUUUAGCUACUGAAGUGUGUAACAACAGGUUUCUUUGCUAGUUGUGUCUGCAGGUGUCAAGAAAAAAGGAAGACUGAUAAUAAAACUGGGACUUUAGUGCCUUUCAAACAGGGGCUUUAAAAGUGUUCUCUGCUGAGCUUAGUAAUUGUUUUUCAGUGUUGCAUUUUUCUCUCUAAAUGGAAACAUUUAAGCAACAGCUUGUAAAAUGUUUGACAAUAUACCUCUAAUAAACAAAGCAAACAGCACAA